Molecule: messenger RNA, 1585 nt
Organism: Aspergillus japonicus CBS 114.51
Lineage: Eukaryota; Fungi; Ascomycota; Eurotiomycetes; Eurotiales; Aspergillaceae
Product: mannitol-1-phosphate 5-dehydrogenase
Exons: 1
Coding region: 108-1274 (388 amino acids)
Biological process (GO): mannitol catabolic process
Cellular component (GO): cytosol
Molecular function (GO): mannitol-1-phosphate 5-dehydrogenase activity
Source: RefSeq, a predicted model, not a curated record
UCAGGAGACCCUUUCACCUAUCACCAAGACUUCUACUUCCCCACUCUACAUCUCUUGACUACUAUCAAUCAUUCUCUACCCCAUAUACCUCAUCACAGCACUUCAUCAUGGCUAAGAAGGCUAUCCAGUUUGGCGGUGGUAACAUCGGUCGUGGCUUCGUUGCCGAGUUUCUCCAUGAGGCUGGCUACGAGGUCGUCUUCGUCGAUGUGAUGGACCAAACCGUCAACGCCCUUCAGAACGCAGACUCGUACGAAGUCACCGAGGUUAGCGAGGAAGGUGAGAAGACCAAGACCAUCACCAACUUCCGCGCCAUCAACUCCAAGACCCACGAGAGCGAUGUCAUCCAAGAGAUCGCCACUGCCGAUGUCGUCACCUGUGCCGUCGGUCCCAACAUUCUCAAGUUCAUUGCCCCUGUGAUUGCCAAGGGUAUCGAUGCGCGCACAGCAGAGAAGCCCGUGGCUGUCAUCGCUUGCGAGAACGCCAUUGGUGCUACUGACACACUCCACGGUUUCAUCAAGCAACACACCGCCGAAGACCGCGUCGAGACUCUGUAUAACCGUGCCCAGUUCGCCAACUCGGCCAUCGAUCGUAUUGUCCCCAAUCAGCCUCCCAAUGCCGGUCUCAACGUCCGCAUCGAGAAGUUCUACGAAUGGGUUGUCGAAAAGACUCCCUUUGGCGAACUCGGCCACCCAGAUAUCCCUGCCAUCCAUUGGGUUGACCACCUCGAGCCCUACAUCGAACGCAAGCUCUUCACCGUCAACACUGGCCAUGCUACCACAGCCUACUUUGGUCACAUCCGUGGCAAGCGCAUGAUCGCCGAGGCAUUGGCUGAUCCGGAGAUCAAGGAGAUGGUGCACAAGGUCCUUGGCGAGACUGCCUCCCUUAUCACCGACAAGCACGAGAUCUCAGACGAGGAGCAGAAGGAGUACGUUGACAAGAUCAUCCAGCGUAUCUCCAACCCUUACUUGGAGGACAACGUUGAUCGUGUGGGACGCGCUCCACUGCGCAAGCUUUCCCGCAAGGAGCGGUUCAUUGGCCCUGCUGCCCAGCUCGCCGAGCGCGGUCAGAAGUACGAUGCCUUGAUGGACGCGGUCGAGAUGGCUCUGCGCUUCCAGAACGUGCCUGGUGACCAAGAGAGUGCCGAACUCGCCGAGAUCCUCGAGGGACAGUCCCCUGAGUCGGCCACCAGCCACCUGACCGGCUUGGAAGAGAAGCACCCUCUGUACCCUGCAGUCCUCGAGCGGGUGCGCAAGGUGCAGGGAGUCAAGGUCUAAGCAAGUCGAGUCUCCAACGGUUAUCUCGCCGUAAAUGAGAUAAUUUGUUAUGUUUUACGAUGUUCACGAAGAUCAUUGCGAGUUCAGCAAUUCCGAGUUGAUCACGGAUCUGGAAUCCGGAAGCCUGUACAACCGGUUCAGCCGCGGGACGGCGAAGAAUCAUACGGGAUAUGGCGAACAAAUGGUCGGCGCGAACGGAGCAUGGGAUACCAGCAUAGGCUUUGCGUUUUCUUUCUUUUUCUUCUGAUAAUUCAUGUACUUACAGAGCACUGAGCAUUUCAUAUACCAAAUGCACGAAUACGCUAUGACUU